Messenger RNA from Anoplopoma fimbria (sablefish), 1538 nucleotides. Its product is annotated as serine/threonine-protein phosphatase 6 catalytic subunit. The coding region runs from base 123 to 1040 and encodes 305 amino acids. Gene Ontology annotation, cellular component: cytoplasm. Gene Ontology annotation, molecular function: protein serine/threonine phosphatase activity. The record is from RefSeq and is a predicted model, not a curated record. Lineage: Eukaryota; Metazoa; Chordata; Actinopteri; Perciformes; Anoplopomatidae. The transcript is spliced from 7 exons. Gene Ontology annotation, biological process: peptidyl-serine dephosphorylation; G1/S transition of mitotic cell cycle.
UAAAUGAAGCGGAGAAAGCGCCAUUAAGGUCUAUUGGGUAACACAGCCGAUAGAUGGCAGUAGUGAGACACUCGCUCAGUUGUUGCAGGAAGUAGCGCAUGACGAGGAUCUAACCAGGCACCAUGGCGCCUCUGGAUUUGGAUAAAUAUGCAGAGAUUGCAAAACAGUGUAAAUACCUCCCAGAAAAUGACCUCAAGAGGUUAUGUGAUUAUGUGUGUGACCUUCUGCUGGAGGAGUCCAAUGUCCAGCCGGUUUCCACUCCUGUAACAGUCUGUGGGGACAUACAUGGACAGUUUUAUGAUCUUUGUGAACUCUUCCGGACUGGGGGACAGGUUCCGGACACAAAUUACAUAUUCAUGGGAGACUUUGUUGACCGAGGAUAUUACAGUCUGGAGACGUUCACUUACCUGCUGGUGCUGAAAGCCAAAUGGCCCGACCGCAUCACUCUUCUUCGUGGAAACCAUGAGAGCCGACAGAUCACACAGGUUUAUGGCUUUUAUGAUGAGUGCCAGACCAAGUAUGGGAAUGCAAAUGCCUGGCGUUAUUGUACCAAAGUGUUCGAUAUGUUAACAGUAGCAGCUCUGAUGGACGAGCAGAUCCUGUGUGUCCACGGAGGCCUCUCCCCAGACAUAAAAACUCUAGAUCAAAUUCGAACCAUUGAGCGGAACCAGGAGAUCCCCCACAAAGGAGCAUUUUGUGAUCUGGUGUGGUCCGACCCUGAAGACGUGGACACUUGGGCUAUCAGCCCCAGAGGAGCUGGCUGGCUCUUUGGUGCAAAGGUCACAAACGAGUUUGUUCACAUCAACAACCUGAAGCUGAUCUGCAGGGCGCAUCAACUUGUCCACGAGGGCUACAAGUUCAUGUUUGAUGAAAAGCUGGUCACCGUGUGGUCGGCUCCUAACUACUGCUAUCGCUGCGGCAACAUCGCCUCCAUUAUGGUCUUCAAAGACGCUAACACAAGAGAGCCAAAGCUCUUCAGAGCAGUGCCUGACUCUGAGAGGGUCAUUCCACCUCGAACAACAACACCCUAUUUCCUGUAAGCACAUUACAACCAAAAGAACGCAGCCAUUUGUUCAGUGCACAGAUGCAGAUUGGGACAGUGGCAUCAGCACUUGUGAACCCGUAUGAAUUUCGUAUUGUACAUUUAAGAGUAUUUACAGUGCAUUUCUUGGUGCCAACUGUCAAUUGUUAUUCCCACUUUGGCAUUUAAUGUUUUUCUGCAGCUUAGAUCACGCUGAGAUAUUGGAGUUUAAUCUCAGCAGUAUCACUGUUGUUGAAAUGUUUUAGAGGAAGGAUUAAAAUGACACAGUAACGUUCAUAUUUAUAAAUCUGGAUUUUACUUUACUAUAGAGAUUUACUCUGCAGAACAAAUUGCAGGUGCAGUGUUAUAUUUUAUUUUGUUAUGGAUGUGUAUUCAAGCUGGGUGUUGGAUAAUAAAGCUCAGAACGAGCAAAAAAUUGCAUAUAUUCUGACAAAUUUCAGUGGUGUUAUACACUUAGUGUUAUCAUGUGAUCUAAUAAAUGAACAUGUAAACCUGA